CAGUAUACAUCUUAUUCUCUCUCUCUCUCUCGUCGGUGCGGUGAAGGAAAGCCGAGAGCGAGAUCAAAUUAACCCUAGCGACGAAGAUGCCGAAGAAGAUGGGAGUCAACAGCAAGGCGGAGGUCGCCAAAUCCCGGAAAAUUGCCGCCGAGGCCGAGCAGAAGGAUCGCCAGACUCGGGAGAAGGAGGAGCAAUACUGGCGCGAGGCCGAGGGUCCUAAAUCCAAGGCGGCGAAGAAGCGGGAGGAGGAGGCAGAGAAGAAGGCGGAGGCUGCCGCCAAGAAAGCGGAGGCGCGGCGUCUGGCUGAGCAGGAGGAGAAGGAACUGGAGAAGGCUCUGAAAAAGCCGGACAAGAAGGUGAAUCGCGUCUCCGUGCCGGUCCCUAAGGUCACCGAGGCGGAGCUGAUCCGAAGGCGCGAGGAGGAGCAGGUGGCGCUGGCGAAGAAAGCGGAAGACUCUAAGAAAAAACAGACACGCAUGGCCGGGGAAGACGAGUACGAAAAGAUGGUCUUGGUGACCAAUACGAAUCGAGAUGAUUCCCUCAUCGAGGCCCAUAGCGUUGACGAGGCGCUCGCACGGAUUACUGUCUCAGAUAACCUGCCCGUUGAUCGGCACCCGGAAAAAAGGCUCAAGGCUUCCUUUAAGGCUUAUGAAGAAGCUGAACUUCCAAGGCUGAAGGAGGAGAAACCAGGUCUUACUCACACGCAGUACAAGGACUUGAUAUGGAAGAUGUGGAAGAAAUCGCCAGAUAAUCCUCUUAACCAGGCUGCUGCUGAGUGAAAUGCAACUGGUAGCGAAAUCAAAUCAUGGAAAGGUCUCAUAAGAGGGAGAUGCAUGGCAGAGAGAGUAUGAUGAAGAUCUAAUGUAAGAUACUUCGUGGCAUAAUUCUGCUCGCCAACAUUGCUUGUUGAUUGUGCUUUGUGUAGAAACUCUAUGAUAUAGUAAGAAAGACAAAUGGAGGAGAUACAUACAUAUGCAAAGACCAUAACUGCCUUAUGUGUGUGUACCUAUUAUACGUCAUCCUGAAAGAGUGUUUUUUUUUUUUUC
Molecule: messenger RNA, 1046 nt
Organism: Eutrema salsugineum
Lineage: Eukaryota; Viridiplantae; Streptophyta; Magnoliopsida; Brassicales; Brassicaceae
Product: coiled-coil domain-containing protein 124 homolog
Exons: 3
Coding region: 87-779 (230 amino acids)
Biological process (GO): transcription by RNA polymerase II
Cellular component (GO): nucleus
Molecular function (GO): transcription coactivator activity
Source: RefSeq, a predicted model, not a curated record